Molecule: messenger RNA, 1343 nt
Organism: Microplitis mediator
Lineage: Eukaryota; Metazoa; Arthropoda; Insecta; Hymenoptera; Braconidae
Product: developmentally-regulated GTP-binding protein 2
Exons: 5
Coding region: 225-1316 (363 amino acids)
Biological process (GO): cytoplasmic translation
Cellular component (GO): cytoplasm
Molecular function (GO): GTPase activity; GTP binding
Source: RefSeq, a predicted model, not a curated record
UCAACCAGAGAUUAUGAUUUGGGUCAGCAUCAAAUAACAUUGAGUUUAAAUAUUUAAAUACAGAACCGAAGAUAUCCGAAUCCAAUUCUCUUGCUGAUCCAACUAUAGGUUAAGUUUCCCAGAGCUCUUUUUUGUUGUAACUGACGUUCACUAAUUAAAUAAUUAAUUACACAUUAAGAAUAAAUUAAUAUUAUUAUUCAAGUUCAAAAAAUUGAAAUAAUAAAAUGGGUAUACUAGAAAAAAUUGGCGAAAUAGAGCGAGAAAUAGCUCGUACACAAAAAAAUAAAGCAACGGAGUAUCAUCUUGGUUUGCUGAAAGCCAAAUUAGCAAAAUACAGAUCACAGCUUUUGGAGCCGACAAAAAAAUCAGAGAAAGGAGAAGGUUUUGAUGUAUUAAAAUCCGGCGAUGCUAGAGUUGCUCUUAUUGGUUUCCCUUCAGUGGGUAAAUCUACACUAUUAAAUACCUUGACUCAUACCCAGUCUGAAGCAGCUUCUUAUGAGUUUACGACACUUACUUGCAUUCCUGGAGUUAUUGAGUACAAGGGUGCUAACAUACAGCUGCUCGAUUUACCCGGUAUCAUUGAAGGAGCUGCUCAAGGAAAAGGUAGAGGAAGACAAGUAAUUGCUGUGGCAAGAACAGCUGAUCUGGUGCUAAUGAUGCUGGAUGCGACCAAGCAAGAUGUCCAGCGGCAGUUACUGGAGAAGGAAUUGGAGUCAGUGGGCAUUCGGCUGAACAAAAGAAAGCCAAAUAUUUAUUUUAAAAUAAAGAAAGGCGGUGGUUUAUCUUUCAAUUCAACUUGUCCAUUGACUAAAUGUGAUGAGAAACUCGUUCAGAUGAUACUUCAUGAGUAUAAAAUAUUUAACGCUGAAGUAUUGUUUCGCGAAGACUGCACUGCUGAUGAAUUAAUCGAUGUUAUCAAUGCUAACAGAGUUUAUCUUCCUUGUCUUUAUGUGUAUAAUAAGAUUGACCAGAUUUCUAUUGAAGAAGUUGAUAGAAUCGCCAGGCAGCCUAAUAGUGUCGUAGUUAGUUGUAACAUGAAAUUAAACUUGGACUUUUUACUGGAAAUUCUUUGGGAAUAUUUAUCAUUGAUCAGAGUGUACACUAAAAAACCAGGACAGCCUCCAGAUUUUGAUGACUGUUUGAUUCUAAGACGAGGUGUCACUGUUGAACACGUUUGUCACGCAAUUCAUCGUACUCUCGUUGCCCAAUUUAAAUAUGGUCUUGUCUGGGGUACCAGUACUAAAUACUCACCUCAACGAGUUGGUAUCCAACACAUAAUGCAUGAUGAAGAUGUUAUUCAAGUUGUUAAAAAAUAAAUGAGGUUUUUUUUAUCAACCAACAGA